AUGGACUAUAAUUCCAGUUUUCCGUCAACGGCCCUGUGGCCUGGCCAGCCGCCCUCCUCUGAAAAAUCGAGCCAAAUUUUAAUACGCGAAUACCCUCAUCGAGCCAUUGCUAUCACCUCCCACUCCCAUGCCCUGAUCCUAAGGCACAGCACGACAACGACCGAGGCCAUAGCCAAUGGGUUACUGGCACCAUCGUCGUCUGUCCGUCCGCGUUCGAACACGUCCGACAAUGUUACAUCCAAGUGCAUGGUUGAGUUCUCUCCGACCUCGGACAAGCUGCUCGCCGACUACCGCCCGCUCACGUCACGACCCAUCUACGGAACGCUUGGGCUCAUAUCGAUCGGGCGCGACGUCUUCCUCUGCGUCGUGACCCAGGCCUCGCGUGUCGCAACUCUCCGGCCGGGCGAGACGGUGGAGAAGAUUGAGGCCGUGCAGUUUUUCUGCCUCAACUCGGCCGAGUACGAUGACGUCGUGGCGCUAGACCCCUACGAUCUGGACUCGGAUGCCGCAUCGGUAUACGGACAGGGUCUCGGGCGGAGGGAUGUGCCAGUGGAACACCCUUGUCAGGAGCUACAGAAGCUGCUUAGCAAUGGGACAUUUUAUUAUAGCACCGACUUUGACGUUACGAACCGCAUGCAGGACAGGCCGGCCGAUGCUGCGGAAUUCGAUAUAGAUAAUUUCGACGAGUCCUUCCUAUGGAAUUCUUACAUGAUCCGCCCACUCGUUCUGUUCCGGUCGCGACUGCAAAAGCGAGAGCGGGACGCACUGGAUGCCUCGAGGAUAUUGACCUCGGCGAUCCGCGGCUUCUGCAGGAGCUGGGCGAUACCACAAACCUCGGCACCGUUGAGUUCCGCCAAGACGGGCCUGCCCUCCUACUUGACUGUCAUAUCGCGGUUGUCAUGCAGAAGAGCCGGCACGAGAUUCAAUUCGCGAGGCAUCGACGACGACGGGAACGUCGCCAACUUCGUGGAGACGGAAACGAUAUACUGGAGCCCCUCAGGAGUGGUUUUUUCCUAUGCUCAAGUACGAGGCUCAGUGCCCGUCUUCUGGGAGCAGGCCGCUGGACUUCUGCCCAACCAGCAGAAGAUCACCAUCACGCGCUCAGCCGAUGGGACCCAACCGGCUUUCGACAAGCACUUCUCGGAAUUGGAACAAGCAUAUGGCGCAGUUCACGUCAUCAAUCUCCUGAGCGCUACCAAGCCCGGAGAGUACGAGCUCACUUCCCUCUACCGACUCGGCGUCCAGAACUGCCCUCUAAGUCGGCCGGGGGAGCGAGACCAUGCGUUGCUGAGGGAGACAGAGUAUGAUUUUCAUGCAGAGACCAAGGGCCCUCAAGGAUACGUUGCGGCAAACGAGAUUCGUCGGUACAUUGAAGAUUCGGCAGAUGGAUUCGCAUACUAUCUCGCCCAGGAGUCGGAUGAUGCAAGGCAGUCAACUGGUGGUCUGAAUGACCACAAACGGCGGCGCUAUGUUGUGGUCUUGCAGCAAGAGGGCGUCUUCAGGACAAACUGCCUUGAUUGUCUAGACAGGACAAACCUGAUUCAAACAAUCAUUUCGCAAAUGGCUGUGGAAUCUUUUCUCGGUCACCGAGGGGAGAGAGCUCUCUCGGACUUUUGGUCUCGGCAUGCUAACCUGUGGGCCGACAAUGGCGAUUCCUUAUCCAAAAUCUACGCCGGAACUGGCGCCCUCAAGUCCUCAUUCACCCGCACCGGCAAGAUGUCACUUGCUGGGGCCAUUGCCGAUGUCCGAAAGUCGGCUACCCGACUCUACCACAACAAUUUUACUGACAAGGCGCGGCAAAUCACAAUUGAUACCCUCCUGGGGAGGAUGGUUGGCCAGGCCCCUGUUAUCCUAUUUGACCCUAUUAGCGACUAUGUUGCCGGCGAGCUGCAGCAGCGGAGCAGCGAAUUCUCCUCGAAUAAGAAAAUCCACCUGCAAGUCCUGGUGGGGACGUUUAAUCUCAAUGGACGAACCGAUGGCAUCAACGAAGAUCUGUCUGCCUGGCUUUGGCCCUCCGACCUGGGGUCCAUCCAACCAGAAAUCAUCGCCGUUGGGUUUCAAGAAAUAGUUGAGCUCAACCCCCAGCAGAUCAUGAACAGCGACCCUACCAGGAAACAGCUGUGGGAACAGGCUAUCAAAAGAACCCUGGACCGGUACUAUAGCCGAGAGGGAGACGAGAAGUAUGUGUUACUGCGGAGCGGGCAACUCGUGGGCGCGGCACUGUGCAUCUUUGUGAAGGCGUCGGUGCUCCACAACAUCAAGAAUGUGGAGGGCAGUGUCAAGAAAACGGGCAUGUCAGGCAUGGCUGGCAACAAGGGGGCAGUUGCGAUUCGACUCGACUAUGCCAACACGCCCAUCUGUUUUGUGACGGCACACUUGGCGGCGGGGUUUGCGAAUUACGAGGAAAGGAACAGAGAUUACGCCACUAUCGACCAGGGCCUUCGGUUUCAGAGAAACAGAGGCAUAGCUGACCAUGACUCUGUGAUUUGGUUCGGGGAUUUCAACUACCGGAUUGGUCUUGGUUUGGAAACAGCGAAAGAGGCAGUGAAAAGGCGCGACCUCGAACGACUGUUUGAGAACGACCAGCUGAAUCUGCAGAUGGUGGCUGGGCUUGCUUUCCGAUUUUAUUCCGAGGCCCGCAUCACGUUCAUGCCGACGUACAAGUUCGAUGUCGGAACGGAUGAGUAUGACAGCUCGGAGAAAGCCCGCAUCCCUGCCUGGACAGAUCGCAUUCUCCGCAAGGGGUCAAACCUCCGCCAGCUGGCCUACAACUCGGCACCAUUACGCUUUUCAGAUCACAGACCUGUCUUCGCCAUAUUCGAGUGCACCGUCAGCAUUGUGAACGAGAGGCUACGGGAUAAAAUUAGCAGGGAUAUUUAUGAACGGCGAAAGGCCGAGGUUGGAGGAGACACGGCCAACCUGGCUGAGAAUGAAUCGGAAGACGAGGACCUGAUCGGAUACGAUGCCAUCGAGCCUGGUUUGCCGCCGGCAAGCUCCGACCGCCAAAAAUGGUGGCUCGAGAAUGGCAAGAUGGCAAGAUCUUCCAUCAACCCGCCAAGGCCCGACAACCCAACAUCAGAAAUUAUCCUGAACCCGAAGCGACCAACGAACCCUCAUGUACCAACUGAUGAGCCGGACUGGGUUAAUGUUCCCAGAUCCGAAUCCCGCUUGUCGUCCUUCUCUAGCAUGUCGACUUCGCCGUAUGAACACGUCAAUCACUCCAUGCUGCUCUCGUCCUCGGCGUCGAGCUCGGUGCCUAGAAAGCUGCCGCUCCCAUACGAUCCAUCAGCGCUGCCUGCUAAGGUCGGCAGGCUGCAGAUCAGCGAAGACGCAAAGACGCUCCAAGCGGUCUCAGCACCGCCCCCGCCUCCGCCACGGAGACAAACCAGCAUAGGUCUCGGGUUGGUGUCCAACUCUCCAACGCCCUCGAUCCAGCAGAAGCGAAAGCCGGUCACCAAAUCAACAACGCCCGCUCCGCCUCUCGGGCCAAAGCCUGCCGUAUCUCAGGAGCAUUCUGUCAAACACAGGAGCCCACCGCCAGUGGCCAAGAAGCCCGCGCAUCUCACAGGCCCAGUCUCACCGGCGGGUAGUAUCAUGUCAGCAAGCCUCGGAUUCGACACGACACGGAACCGUCUGGAAAUGACGCCGCCGUCGCCAGCAGCAACGAAGAAUGACGGGGCGAUCCCGACACCGAGAUGCGAGACGCCGCCGUCACCACCACCGCAGCUUCCCCGACGCACCAACACCGGCAGCCGCACGAGCGUGGUUGCCUCAAAUGGAGGAAUAUCGCUUACAGGUCUGGCGGCAGCGGCAGCAGCGCAGGAACGGAAACCGCAGCUGCCGGCUAGGAAGCCGACCGUUGCUGUUCCGGUUUCUGCUUCUCUGGCGCACACACAACAGAAGCAGGCGGCUGUGCGGCCGCCGCAGCCGCCAACUCAUAGGAAGGCGCCGGCGGUGGAUUUGCUUGGGGAUGAUGAAGGGAUGGAGAUGGGGGCGUGGGAGGCGUUGAAGCCUUCGUGA
Parathielavia appendiculata is the source of this 4020-nucleotide messenger RNA. RefSeq lists its product as uncharacterized. Gene Ontology annotation, molecular function: phosphatidylinositol-4,5-bisphosphate 5-phosphatase activity; phosphatidylinositol-3,5-bisphosphate 5-phosphatase activity. Bases 1 to 4020 code for a protein of 1339 amino acids. Gene Ontology annotation, biological process: phosphatidylinositol dephosphorylation. The record is from RefSeq and is a predicted model, not a curated record. NCBI's taxonomy places the organism in Eukaryota, Fungi, Ascomycota, Sordariomycetes, Sordariales, Chaetomiaceae. Gene Ontology annotation, cellular component: membrane; cytoplasm. The transcript is spliced from 5 exons.